Messenger RNA from Rubroshorea leprosula, 1447 nucleotides. NCBI's taxonomy places the organism in Eukaryota, Viridiplantae, Streptophyta, Magnoliopsida, Malvales, Dipterocarpaceae. The record is from the annotation of a GenBank genome assembly.
CACUCACGAGUCCCGACAAUGAGAAGCUCAACUCAGCGACUAUUUUAUCCUAAACGGCAGGAAGUCACUAUCAUCACGCCCUUGAAAACUGCGCCCACCUUUUUUCUCGCUCAGUCCACUUCUUCUUACCUAAAAAAACCCGAAAUCGCAAAAUUACUUCUCCAACUUUCCUUCACCAUCAGUUUGCCAAUUAUUUUCUCAGGAAAAUUUUCAGACUCAAAAAUUUCCCGAGAAAGCUUCUCUGGAAAUGGAAUCGUCCGCCCAGCGCCGUCUCCAUGCUAUUCAAUCUCAUCUCCUCCCUUCAACUGCUGCCACUGCCGACGAUCGCUCCCUUCUCUUCCAUAACCUCGCGUCCUCGAACUUCUUUGACGGCCAAGGAUACAGUUACUACGAGAAAUUGCAAACAGGGAAAUGGAAUGUCUAUAGGUGCGGUUGUUGUUUGCUUUCUCUUUUGUAAAAUUUUUGUAUAAUUGAAUGUUUAUUUCAACGUAUCGAUGUAUUUGCUGUUUGUAUGGGUAAAUUCUGCUGAUCUUUGACGGCAGAUCGGGGCGUUCUCCUAUGAAGCUUGUUAGUAGGUUUCCUGAUCAUCCUGAAAUUGUGACAUUGCAUGACAACUUCGUGUGAGAAUCUAUCUCGUUACGUUCAAUCACGUUAUUUUCUUUAUCUUUUUGCUAACUUGAAGCAGUGAUUGUUGGUUGGUUUCAAUUUAGUGUGCUUACAAAGUUAUUCAAUUUUUGCUUAAAAAUGUGUGAAUGCAAAAAUGCUGUUGACACGUAUAGAGAUCACAAGUAUUUGGGUACACGAGUUCAAGUGGAUGGAACAGUGGAAUUGUGAGUAAUAAGUGAUAAGAUUUGGAAUUUGAAAAGCAUUUCUUCCUCUCUAGUUUUGGUUUUAGUGCAGGUGCAAUCUGUUAGGUUGGUAAACUUCAAAUUAUUCAAGAAUACUCCAUUUUGUUGCGCCUUUGGACUUUGUUAGAGAAACAUCUGGUUAGAUAUGUCAGGCAUACUGUUCAGGGUUUUGAGAAUUGACAUCUUACAAUAACUGUGAUAAAUUUAAGACAGGAAAAAGAAUAUUUUUAAGUUGGCACAAGGAGAGUACAUAGCACCCGAGAAGAUUGAGAAUGUACAUGCCAAAUGCAAGUUUGUUUCCCCAGUGUUUUAUAUAUGGUAAAGAAAUAUUUUGUAAAUACCUCAUUUAUACUUAAUAGAUGAUAACUUGCUGACUGUUAAUUUGUUUACAGGUGAUGGUCUGAACUCCUGUUUAGUAGCUGUAGUAGCAGUGGAUCCAGACGUGUUGAUAGAUUGGGCUACAUCUGAGGGUAUCCAGGUGCCCAUCUCCCUAUUGUCUUUUUGAUCAUUUGACAUCAUGAAACUCAAAAUUUUAAGGAAAAUCAGAAAUGUUGAACCUGUAGUUGUUUUGCCUUGAUAAAUACAAUUCACUAUAUCAC